Macrosiphum euphorbiae (potato aphid) is the source of this 366-nucleotide messenger RNA. Lineage: Eukaryota; Metazoa; Arthropoda; Insecta; Hemiptera; Aphididae. The record is from the annotation of a GenBank genome assembly.
AUGCGCCCAUUUCCAUCUCGAGUACUAAAUCCAGCACGGGAAUAUUUCAACGAAAGAUUAUCAAGAGCACGCAAGUGCAUUGAAUGUACUUUUGGAAUUCUACGCGCAAAAUGGAGAUUACUAGGGAAGGACAUAGAAGUGAGCCCAAAAAAAGCAGUAGUAAUUAUUAAAUGCAUGUGUUUAUUGCAUAACAUUAUCAGAGAGAAAGACGGCAAUAGUGAUGUCGAUUACUGCAAUGUUAUGAUAGACCAACGAAACAAUUGGGAAAAUGAAGGUAUGGAUCAUCCAGCACGAGGUGCAAAUUCACUUCAAAGAGCGAAAGAAAUAAGAAAUGUAUAUGUAGAUUAUUUUUUAAAUAACCCAUAA